AAAAGAAUAAGGCGAGCUGAGCUGGUAUUGUUUAUUAAUUAGGAUGUUUAUCGCAAUCCACGUCAAGGAAAACACGGCGACAGGCGACCAAUUCGUCCAAAGUAGCUUCAUUCCCUUCCUUGUUUUGUUUUGAUUUCCUUCCUCUCUUGUUAUUUUCCUUCUUGUGGAUUUUGGCACCGAUUGCCUCUUCCCCUACUCCGAUCCAAUCCCCUCCUUCCUUCUUCUCCCAAGGCCAAAGAUUAGAUUAAAACGUGAGGGACUUAAGUCGCAUUUGUUGUAAUGGUAACAGACUUGGAUUUCACGAUGUCAAACCCACAAGGUCCACCCAACUUUGGAAACUUGCAGUCUGGUGGAUGGCAUUCCUUCCUUCCUCCAAAAUGUCCCAUUUUUACUACAUCAACAUCUGCAGAUUUUGUAGGUACUAAAGAAAAUUCAAUAUCUAGGGAGGGGUUAAGAACGCACCAGCGUACUGCAUCUGAGAGUUUUCUUCUUGAGGAGCAGCCCUCUUGGCUUGAUGACCUUCUUAAUGAGUCUGAGAUGCCUGUGCGGAAAGGAUCUCAUCGGCGGUCAUCUAGUGACUCUUUUACAUACCUGGACACAUCUAGUAUUUCAUGGAAUGGAGACAGUUUAGCCCAGGAUGACCACAAGUAUCGUACUUCAGCAGCAGUGCCUUCAUGGGGACCUCAGGAAUUUGAUUACCUCAAAGACAUGCAGCUUGCAUCUUAUUAUAAUGAUGCAAAUUCAACAGGAGGAACUCGAAGUAGAGGCUUAGAGUUUAGCAAGAAAAUGGCUACCUAUCCAAGCAACAGUCUUCCAUCAGCGAAGGACAAGCUUGUACUUCCAGGUUCAUCUUCUGCUACAAAGAAGUCUGAUGCUUUAUCAUCUACUCUCAUGGAAGGCCAAGUCAAAGAGGAAUGUAGUCAAGAUCAGGUAGGCUCUUCUGAUACCAAGGAAGGCCCUCAGGCUAAGCACAGUCAAUCUGAGAUGGAAGCAAGGCGAGCUAAACAGCAAUUUGCUCAAAGAUCUCGAGUACGCAAGCUUCAGUACAUUGCUGAGCUGGAGAGAAAUGUUCAGGCAUUACAGGCAGAAGGACUGGAACUUUCAGCUCAACUGCAGUUUUUGGAUCAGCAGAACCUUAUACUGAACUUGGAGAACAAAGCCCUGAAGCAACAACUGGAUUGCCUUGUACAUGAGCAUCUUGUGAAAUGCCUUCAGCAUGAGACAUUGGGCCAAGAGGCUGCACGUCUUCGAACUUUGUAUCAUCGUCAACAACAGCAGCAGCAGCAGCAGCCACCUCCUACUCACAGACGCAGUAAAAGUAGGGACCUUGAUUCUCAGUUUGCCAAUCUCUCCUUAAAAGGAAAUGAAUCAAGUUCCGGUCCUGGUCAGCUCCACAUUUGAAGCUACACUUCAUUAGCUGUCUGACCAUGGUUUAAGUUCCACCACAGAGCAAGCUGGAUUUUGCCAUCUUGUCUGAGGCGCAUACUUUUGCAAUAUGAUUUUAAUUCUUUUAAUAGGUUUAUUAUGCUCACCUGACGGUCAUCCUCAGUUAAUGUGUCUGCUGGGACUCGACAAGUCGGUGGUGUUAGGUUUUGCUUAUAGCUAUGUUUUCCUGUAUAACAAGUCAUUUGUUUACCUCUUUUCGCCCUAUUUGGAUCAUAUCUUGAUCUCUUCUCAGUGAAUGAUGACCAAGAAGCUACAGUAUGUGGCAAAUGACGAAAAAUAAAUUCACUUUGUGUUGUUC
Messenger RNA from Musa acuminata subsp. malaccensis (wild Malaysian banana), 1744 nucleotides. NCBI's taxonomy places the organism in Eukaryota, Viridiplantae, Streptophyta, Magnoliopsida, Zingiberales, Musaceae. The record is from RefSeq and is a predicted model, not a curated record.